Uranotaenia lowii is the source of this 2830-nucleotide messenger RNA. Its product is annotated as collagen alpha-1(IX) chain-like. NCBI's taxonomy places the organism in Eukaryota, Metazoa, Arthropoda, Insecta, Diptera, Culicidae. The record is from RefSeq and is a predicted model, not a curated record. The transcript has 12 exons. Bases 193 to 2535 code for a protein of 780 amino acids.
AUGUCGCCUUAGAAGAUCAUCUUCGUCUGCAUGUUCUCCAGUAUAGGAUAGAUUUUCGGAUAGAAUAGAUCGAGUGCGGUGAAAGUGACUGUUAUGAACUCUCGGCGUUGAGUUAUCUAGUUGGAGGGAUUGAAGCUUUUCAAGGAAAUGUGGAUAAUUUGAAAAAAUUCCGUGAAUAAGCCAGUUGUGAACAUGAGAAAUCAUCUUUUUUGGAUACUGCCCAUCAUUCCAAUAGCAAUAGCUCAGAACAUUUUUGGGAUCGGCGAAUAUGAGGAGGGACCUUGCGGCCGAUGGAAACCCGGUGAUGUAGAUUUGCGUUCGUUCGACUUGAUCCGGGAAUUCCAUCUGGAUCAGCUGGAAUCUAGCGGACGGCACGUUUACCAGGUGGAGGGAACCAAUUCGCUUCAAACCGCCUACCGGCUGGAGAAUGAAGCCAAUUUGACUAUGCGCUCGAUCGAUGCUUUCCCAAGGGGAUUGCCGCAUCAAUUUUCCCUGGAAUGUACGUAUAGGGCUGAUAGUGAGCCGGUGUCCUCAUGGCAUCUGUUUGAAGUUACUAACGAGCAUCAUGAGAGUCAACUGGCGGUAACGAUGAAUCCCGGACGGCAAACUGUGGAAAUUGGUCUGCCAAGUACCGAAGGGGAGCUGCAAGUGAUCGAGUACCAUCAUGCUUCCCUCUUCGACGACCGGUGGCAUAAAAUUAUGCUCGGGGUUACCAAUGACUAUCUGAACCUGUGGGUUGAUUGUAAACCGGUGCGGGACGUUGAGGGGAAUGUGAACGCUCCAUUGGAACCACGGGGUAGAUUCGAUACAGCCAACGGGUAUGUCUCAAUCUCUCGGUAUGCUGAAACCUCGGUCAUGGAACCGGAAUCACCAUCCAUCGAUCUUCAGUGGAUGGUGAUGAACUGUGACCCAACAAGACCGGCUCGAGGUAAUUGUGAUGAGCUUCCGCUGUAUGAUGUGGCUCACGUUACCAAUACUCUUCCUUCGGGGCCGGCACCACAGGCCGAAUGUAAUACCAUUUGUCCGGCUGGAUACAAUGGAACAGAUGGAAUACCAGGCAUGCCUGGGGUGCCAGGACUUAAAGGUAGCAAAGGUGAAGCCGGAGCCAAUGGACGACGAGGUCCACCAGGUCCUCGAGGAUUGGAAGGUCCUCCAGGCAUCUCCAUCAAAGGUGAACGAGGAGAGCCAGGCAGCCCAGGUUUGAAGGGAGAACCAGGAGUCGCAGCAGCUGCUGGAGUAGCCGUAGCUGGCCCCCAUGGAUUACCCGGUCCUCAAGGAUUGCCUGGGGUACCAGGUAUUGGCGUAAGAGGAGAAAAGGGAGAACGAGGUGCGGAUGGAUUUCCUGGUAUCAAAGGUGAAUCGGUACAAGGACAACCAGGUCAACGGGGUUUACCAGGAUCACCUGGUUCGCCAGGUAUUGGAAUUCGUGGAGAAAAGGGCGAGCGAGGUGACACAGGUCUUCCAGGUCGCGAUGGCAUUUCUAUUCCAGGGGCUCCAGGUUCCAAGGGAGAAAAGGGAGAACCAGGACAAAUGCUUCAAUCUGCUGGACUGCGAGGCGAACGGGGGGAAAAAGGAGACACGGGACCUCGAGGUUUCACCGGCAUUCAAGGACUCCCGGGUGCUCCUGGACCGGUCGGCCCACCAGGUCCUCCUGGAUCUCCAGCUUCUGAAACUAGCUAUGCCACCGGUAACCUCGGUCUUGCGAUCCCUGGUCCACGAGGAACACCUGGCACACCUGGACAACCAGGACCACCUGGGCCUCCGGGUCCACCUGGUCCUCCAUCCGAAGUAGUGUCCUCGGGUGGCGGUAGACAUUUCGAAAACUAUCUAUCAUACGGUCACCGAGGUCCAGUUGGCUAUACGGGACUUCCCGGCGAACGAGGUGCUCCAGGUGAUCGUGGACCGGAAGGUGGAGUUGGCUUACCUGGUCCUCCGGGAAUAGAUGGAAACCCGGGAUUGCAGGGACCUCCGGGAGUAACGGGACAGCCAGGCCUUCCAGGACUGCCUGGUCAGCCGGGAAGAAGCUACACGGAGUCCGAAGUUCGGGAUAUUUGUGCUGCCGUUUUGAGAGAUCAUUUGACGGAACUGACUGAAGGGUUGAUUGGGCCUCCUGGACCACCGGGCGUUUCGCGUGCUGGUAAGCCCGGGGUGCCUGGAAAUCCGGGACCCAAGGGUGAUCGUGGCUAUCCUGGACCUAUCGGUGAAAGAGGAUACCCGGGAGAGCCAGGAACACCAGGCUUGCCAGGAUCCCCUGGAGAACGAGGUGAACCGGGUUUGGAAGGUCGUCCCGGAAACGAUGGGUUCGGAAGAGAUGGAUCACCCGGUCCACAAGGUCCCGAAGGCCCACCGGGUCGGGAAAUCCAGGGUCCACCAGGUCGCCAAGGGGAACGCGGUGAAGCCGGCAAACCAGGCAUCCCGGGUCUCCGAGGCCCACCGGGUGUUCCAGGUGCAUGCCCUAAUGAUUGCUUUAUGGCUGCGGCAGCUGCCGCCCAGAGUCUCCGCACCAAUCAACAAACCAAGGGUCCUUCCUAUUAGCUUUGAUUGGAUAUAGUGAAACAGCUAGUUAUCAGCCACCUAUUUAUAACGCCUAGUUACAAAUUAGUUCUGAUCUGAAAUUAAGGCUGCCGGAUCGUUCACAAAUGCCUUUACGAAAGGGAGUGUUCAUAGCUUGUCAGGUUUUGCUAGGUAGUAUUUCGUCGAUAGAAUUGUGAUUUUCUGUCCGAAAAAAAUUCUUUAUUUUUCAAUCUGCCGGAAAAGAAAAUUUUUCCAAAUUUUUUAAACAUUUCAAUAUUUUUAACAACAAAAAUCGAUAAUGUAAUUUGUCAUUAUU